UAUAGCUAUUUUUCUUCUCAGUUAUCAUCUGAAUUUGCUUUCUAUGGCUGAUGGAUUCUGCAGCAAACAUUACAGUGUUUACAUCUGGGGACUUGAGAGCAUGCACCAAUGACUUUCACCAGAACAACUUGAUUGGAUUUACCCAGUUCGGUAAAUUAUAUCGAGGAUGGAUUAGGCAAGGAUUUACUGGAACAGAUCAAGUUCGAGAUGUUACAGUAAAAGUAUGGGAUGAAAAAUCAGCUGGCUGCAGUAAACUCAUGCAUGAUGAGUUUCUGGUGGUUAAGGUAAGUUGUAAAAGUUUAAGCCUUUUGGGUUUUGGAGGGUUUACCCAACUGAUGAUUUGGCUUUUGCUGCAGGAAGAAGUCGAAUUUUUGACACAUCCCACUUUAAAUGAUUAUCCAAACUUGGUGAAAUUGAUUGGUUACUGCUGUGAAAAGGAAGUGAAAGGUGUUGUUUAUGACCUCAAUCCAUGGGACACACUGCAAAAUUUGACUGUCAAAGAUUAUCUCAACUGGGUUCAGAGGGUGAAUGUGCUUGUGCAAUUAGCAGGCCUGCUUGAAUUUCUACACAACAAGGAGAAGCCAUAUUUGGUGCUAAAUAUGAAUGCAUCUCAUAUAAUUCUGGAUCGGGAUUGCAAGCCAAAAUUAUUUGAUUUUGGACUCAUCAGUGGAGGAAUCAUUGGUGACAUGACUACACCAAAAAAGCAGAUACCAACGUCCAUCGGCUUUGUUGACCCAUUUUUCGCUGCAAAAGGGGGUAGGUAUUGGCAUACAAGCUGUGAUGUGUACUCAUUUGGCGUGAUUCUCUUGGGCCUAAUAGCCAAGAGAGGGUUUGAGCUAGAGAGUGUGGAAGAACCCCAGUUGGGCCUGGACAAUUUAGUCCAGUACUGGGCCAAGAAGGAAUAUAAGCCCAAUUGCUCACUUGUCCACAGAGGCUUACAGGAAGACUGGAGUUAUGUUGUUGAAGAUGGUACGGCAAUUACAGAGCUGGGGAUGCGUUGUGUUGAAUUUUUCCCGACAAACCGUCCGACAAUGAAGAACGUUGUUGAAAGUCUUGAAGGUUUAAUGCUUUUGCAACGGUUUGGUGAUGCUAGACCUAACAAAAGGGAGAAGACAUUUCAUGGCAUGUAGGCAUUAGGCAACCAAUGCAGGAUGCAGAUGACAGUAUGUAGCAAUUAGGUUGUAACCUCCUUCACCUUCUAGUUUUUCCUCAUUCAAUUUGGAUAUAGUAUGUAGUUGAGUUCAAAAGAGUAUUAUAGUAUGAGUAACGCUAUGAUAUUAUUAGUGGUGCGUUUAAGAAUUUUUCCUAUCGUGAGCAAGACGAAGCUCGCACACCACUUUGACUUGUUGUCAUUGACUAUCUGUCAUGUCUUAAGCCUUGUUGAGACAUUUUGUUAAGCAUCUUGCCUUUGUUGCGUCAUGCUCAUGAAGAACAUCAAAGAAACAUUGGACGGUUUCAUAGGUAA
Malus domestica (apple) is the source of this 1465-nucleotide messenger RNA. NCBI's taxonomy places the organism in Eukaryota, Viridiplantae, Streptophyta, Magnoliopsida, Rosales, Rosaceae. The record is from RefSeq and is a predicted model, not a curated record.